CUCCUCUUCCACCUCCUCCGGCUGAGGCGGGCGAGGACUCGUCCGGGGACAUAAAUAAAUAAAUAAUUCCAUUCACCCGGUGACAGCGAGGCGAACCGGCGGCGGCCGGCGGGGGACGGAUCGCUGCAGCGCCCACCCUGUGCCGGAGACCAGGAGUCACUCUUAAGAUGUGAUGCUUUCCUGUGAAACCUUAGACACAGGAAUCUUGGAAACCAAAGGACUCUAGGACUCUGUGCCAAUAGAGCUGUUUUAUAAUCCAGAGUCUGCUCUACCUCUCUUCGUUUGUAUUGCCUUCAAAUAUCACACUUCAAGCAAUAGUGACAAGGUUUAACAAUAUCACACAUAAUCCAAAGAAAUCUGUUCAAGAGAGCAUCUGUCAACAGGUUACUUGAAUUCCAAAUAGAGUGGAAAUGCCACCCCCAGCAGGCUCCCCACCGCCACAUCCACCUCCUGAUGGAGGAUGGGGCUGGGUAGUGGUUGGAGCAGCUUUUAUCUCCAUUGGAUUUUCAUAUGCAUUUCCCAAAGCUGUCACAGUUUUCUUCAAAGAAAUUCAGCUAAUAUUCAACACUACCUACAGUGAAAUAGCAUGGAUAUCAUCCACUAUGCUAGCUGUUAUGUACGCAGGAGGUCCCAUAAGUAGUGUUUUGGUGAAUAAAUACGGUAGCCGGCCAGUGGUGAUGGUAGGAGGUUUGUUAUGCUGUUUGGGAAUGGUCACAGCCUCUUUUAGUACCAGCGUAAUAGAGCUUUACAUCACCAUGGGAUUCAUUUGUGGUUUAGGUCUAGCCUUCAACCUGCAACCCGCCUUAACAAUCCUUGGCAAGUACUUCUAUAAGAAACGGCCUAUGGCGAGUGGCCUCGCAAUGGCAGGAAGUCCUGUUUUCCUAAGUACACUGGCCCCUUUCAAUCAGUACCUCUUUAAUACUUAUGGCUGGAAAGGAAGCUUCUUGAUUUUGGGAGGUUUACUGUUGAACUCCUGUGUGGCUGGGUCCCUUAUGAGACCUGUUGGACCCAAACUAACUACUAAGAAGUCUAAACAAAAGGCUGGUGAAAAAGUGACUGAUCCAGGCAUGAAGAAAAGACAUAGGAAGAAAUCAAUAUGUGCAAAAAUUGAUAAGUAUUUAGAUUUCUCUCUUUUUAAGCACAGGGGAUUUCUGAUAUACUUAUCUGGAAAUGUCAUUAUGUUUCUGGGGUUCUUUGCCCCCAUUAUAUUCUUGGCUCCAUAUGCUAAAGACAAAGGAAUUGAUGAAUAUUCUGCAGCUUUCUUGCUGUCUGUUAUGGCUUUUGUUGAUAUGUUCGCCAGACCUACUGUAGGAUUCAUUGCAAACUCCAAAUUAAUCCGACCCCGAAUCCAGUACUUCUUCAGUUUUGCGAUUUUGUUCAAUGGAGUGUGUCAUCUCCUGUGCCCGUUGGCUGAGGACUACACAAGCCUGGUGGUGUAUGCUGUAUUUUUUGGCCUUGGAUUUGGGAGCGUUAGCAGUAUCCUCUUUGAAAGUCUCAUGGACCUUGUUGGCGCUCAAAGAUUUUCCAGUGCUGUGGGUCUCGUCACAAUUGUGGAGUGUUGCCCCGUCCUUCUUGGUCCUCCUCUUGCUGGUAAACUGGUGGAUGAAACUGGACAAUAUAAAUACAUGUAUGUGGCCUGUGGAGCUAUUGUAGUCCUAGCCAGCGUGUGGCUGCUCAUUGGCAAUGCUAUCAACUAUAGACUGCUCGCAAAGGAAAAGCUGAAAGAGACAACGAAGAAAACACAUACACCUGAGUCCCAAGAAUCUGAAUCCUUGAAGCCAUCUAAAAGUCCUGAUGUUAGUGUCAAAAGUCAAACGGCAAAAGGAUCAGGGGUUAAUCCCUCAGAAAGAGAAACUAAUAUCUAACAAGAAUCACAUCUCUCAUUUCAGUGUUUAUGACUUUCUUACGAGUAUUUUUUUUCCAACAUAUUAGAAGGUUUUUAGUUGAAAUGAGGAGUCAUAAGUAAGUAUGGAAAAGAGAUUUUCCUUAAUGGCAAAAUUUUAAAAAGUUUGUUUUGUAAAAUUUAUUUGGGCAGUUAAAAUUUGAGAUUAUGCAUAUAAAGAAUUCAUGCAAUGGGCUUAUGUCCAUACAUGACUCUGGCUGCGGUGGUUAAAAUGAUUUUAAAGUCUUCCAGUGACUUCCAUCUUGGUUAUAGAGAUCUGAAUCCCAAACCACUGGAUUAAGUAGUUAGAAGGAGUAUGUUUAAUCCUGUUAAGACUAUCCUCUCCACAUUUCAUUUUUUAUUUGAUAUUAAAGGGUGAAAUGGAAUUGAAGGAAAUGAAUUUUACCCGAACAUACACACACUGACACUCACACACUACUUUACAGUGUGGAUUUUAAAGAUAAGAACAUGGGUGAAAAUGAGGGUGGCCUUAAUUUGAAAAUACAACUAACUGCUGCAAAAAAAAAGCAUAUGCAUAUAUGAAAUAAAUUUGAAAAAACUCCAUUUUAAACUAUUAUUUCUGAGCAUUGUCUGAUUUGAUUCAU
Molecule: messenger RNA, 2487 nt
Organism: Globicephala melas (long-finned pilot whale)
Lineage: Eukaryota; Metazoa; Chordata; Mammalia; Artiodactyla; Delphinidae
Gene: SLC16A7
Product: solute carrier family 16 member 7
Biological process (GO): monocarboxylic acid transport; transmembrane transport
Cellular component (GO): plasma membrane
Molecular function (GO): monocarboxylic acid transmembrane transporter activity
Source: RefSeq, a predicted model, not a curated record